AUUCCCCCUAACCUCACAUUAGGAAAAAUCAGUGAAAAUUGUCAAUAAAGUAGCUCUUUUAUUGUGAAAAAACUCAAAAAUCUUCCACAAAAAUGUGGAGAAAAUUCUUCGCAGGUAGCACAGUGGUUGCUGCGAGUGUUACCCUGUGGAAGAGUAAUGUGGUCAGGGCCGAAACAAGGAGGAUGAAGCAAGAAAAUUCCGUGAAGCUCACAUCCCGCGAGAGGAGAUUCAUUAAUUUUGCAUCUGUUGAAAUUGAUGGACAGCUGUAUAUGACACCUCAGGAUUUCCUGGAUUCCGUCGUUGAGCAGGAACCCCGUCCGAGGUUGAAGAGGAAAUCUCUGGGAUUGACUGAGACGGGAUUUGUGAAGGAUGUUACACCAUCCCUCAAUAAGGGAUCCUCUCAGCUCUUCCGGAAUCUCAUGGAUAAAGGCAUAAUUUCUUACACGGAAUACCUUUUUCUUCUCUCCAUUUUAACGAAACCUCAUUCUGCUUUUCGAAUUGCCUUCAACAUGUUCGAUACAGAUGGCAAUCAACGUGUUGAUAAACAUGAAUUUCUUGUGAUACGCGAACUUUUUGGGGGUUCUCUCAAAAAUAGAGAACUCGAUGCUGAAACAAAGAAAAAUAUGGAACGGAUUUUUAGCUAUGCUUGGAAAGAAAAGCGAGGCAUUGGGGCUGACAAGGAGCAAACAGAAGCCGCAAUAGCGCAAGAUGAAGGCCUUCUUAGGCGCAAUAAGAUCGAUACAACGCUUCAAGUUCACUUUUUCGGUCCGAAAGGCAAUAAAGAUCUCCACUAUGAGGGUUUCUACAAAUUCAUGGAUGAUCUACAGACCGAAGUGCUCGAAUUGGAGUUCAAUGAGUUCUCCAAGGGCAAGCCCGUGAUUUCUGAAAUGGAUUUUGCAAAGAUCCUCCUUCGCUACACCUAUUUGGACUUUGAUGAUCAUGACAAAUUCCUCGAUCGUGUUCUCGAUCGCGUUGAAGAGAAGGGCAUUACGUUCAAGGAGUUCAGGGAUUUUUGUCAGUUUCUCAAUAAUCUCGAGGACUUUAGUAUUGCCAUGCGAAUGUACACGUUGGCCGAUCGAGCAAUUUCAAAGGAUGAAUUUUCGAGAGCUGUAAAAAUUUGUACUGGAUUCACGCUCACACCGCACAUUGUAAAGACAGUUUUUGCUAUUUUUGACGAUGAUGGCGAUGGCUUGCUUUCCUACAAGGAGUUCAUUGCCAUCAUGAAGGAUCGCCUACAUCGAGGAUGCAAGACAGUGCAACAAUCCGAAGGAUGGGAAGCCUUCAAGCAGUGUCUGAAGAAUGAACUGAGACAGCAACGCCUCUAAAAUACCUCAAAUUCAAAUUUUAAUGCAUUUCUUCGCUUAAAACUUUCUCCUAAAAAAUCUAGUCUCUUUCAGAUC
Molecule: messenger RNA, 1400 nt
Organism: Lutzomyia longipalpis
Lineage: Eukaryota; Metazoa; Arthropoda; Insecta; Diptera; Psychodidae
Gene: MICU3
Product: calcium uptake protein 3, mitochondrial
Exons: 9
Coding region: 93-1325 (410 amino acids)
Biological process (GO): calcium import into the mitochondrion; mitochondrial calcium ion homeostasis
Cellular component (GO): uniplex complex
Molecular function (GO): calcium ion binding
Source: RefSeq, a predicted model, not a curated record